CCCACCAAGCUACAAAUCUAAAUAUAAAAAAAAAUGGCAAAGAUGGUUUUACUCUUACUUCUCGGUUUUCUUUUCCGGGGUUACUCUCAAGAUAUGCAGAGUAAUUUUCUGUUAGCAAACGUGAUUCGGCACGCUCAAAGAUGUGCGAGCCAAUUUAACGUAAACAAUGCGAUUUUAAAUGAUUUCUCAAACAAUCAAUCACUAAUUGGUUUAUUAACAGCCCAAAAAGCAAUCGAUCGAAACGUAAAAUGUAUGAUUAAGUGUAUGAUGGAGCAAGAAAAUUAUUUCGUCGAUCGAAAAAUUAACAUUCAAUCAUCCGUUGUGAAUACCCCGCAAGGUGGUACUUUGGAUAUUCGAAAAUGCACCACCGUCGAUGAUAACGAUGAUUGUGAGUUGGUGUUUAAAGCUGUUAAAUGCAUCGUUGAAGAAGCUACAAGAAUAAACAAUUAAUUUUUUUUGUUUUUUGUGGUGUGGGGAUUUUGGAAUUAUUAUUU
Messenger RNA from Onthophagus taurus, 494 nucleotides. Its product is annotated as general odorant-binding protein 56h-like. The record is from RefSeq and is a predicted model, not a curated record. Gene Ontology annotation, molecular function: odorant binding. NCBI's taxonomy places the organism in Eukaryota, Metazoa, Arthropoda, Insecta, Coleoptera, Scarabaeidae.